Molecule: messenger RNA, 603 nt
Organism: Microtus ochrogaster (prairie vole)
Lineage: Eukaryota; Metazoa; Chordata; Mammalia; Rodentia; Cricetidae
Gene: Smlr1
Product: small leucine rich protein 1
Exons: 2
Coding region: 119-325 (68 amino acids)
Source: RefSeq, a predicted model, not a curated record
CCAGAGCUCCAGGGAAGGGCUACCGCAGAGCAGGGACAGUCACCUGUCUUGAGCGAGGAUCACUGCAGUCACCUGUCUUGAGCGAGGAUCUCUGCGUCAGCCCCAGCUGUGGCAGGCCAUGAGUUCUGAGCUCUCCAUCGUCUUGCAGGAACUCCCAGGCCCGUUUCUAGUCCUGGGGAUCUUCUUGCCUGUGACUUUGCUGCUUUUCCUCCUGAUUGCCUACUUCAGGAUCAAAUUGAUGGAGGUUGAUGAAGAACUGUCUCAAAUUUCUGAUCGCCAAAACAAGUACAGUCCUUCCCUAUACAGGCGGAUGAGACGAAGAUGACUGUGGGGAUCAUUCAGUGGACAAAGAACCAUGAAUUUCACAGGCCAUAGAACAGUGGUCAACAGAUCCUUGGGGGAAAUGAGAACAGUGGAUACAUCAGCUACUACUAGAGGACUUCUGUGUGAUCUGAUGUUAAUGGCAGUUCUUCAGAAAGUACCAAGGACUUAAAAUUUUCUUUCAUAUGCUCAAUGCAUGAGGCACAUCUUGAGUUUCUUUUGUUAUGACUGUGUUUACUUGGAAGAGUGUUUUUAAAAUAAAACUUGUAGACCUAAUCACAU